Messenger RNA from Mizuhopecten yessoensis (Yesso scallop), 5621 nucleotides. RefSeq names its product neuronal acetylcholine receptor subunit alpha-10-like. The record is from RefSeq and is a predicted model, not a curated record. Gene Ontology annotation, biological process: monoatomic ion transmembrane transport; nervous system process; signal transduction. Lineage: Eukaryota; Metazoa; Mollusca; Bivalvia; Pectinida; Pectinidae. Gene Ontology annotation, cellular component: neuron projection; postsynaptic membrane; synapse. The transcript has 8 exons. Gene Ontology annotation, molecular function: transmembrane signaling receptor activity; acetylcholine-gated monoatomic cation-selective channel activity. The coding region runs from base 640 to 2124 and encodes 494 amino acids.
GCUUUCAACGGUUCCCGUGUUCGUCAAAACACCAAUUAGGCACAAUCAGUUGUGCCGUCGACUUCUAAAGGGAAGGGUGCCUAUUUAAUGCACCUCUGGAUGGACUAUCCGAAAUCUGUUUAGUUUAAAUCAACUGUUACUUUAGACGGGCAGAGGAUAGUGUGUUUGUAUGCUUUACGAUUAAAUGGGAAAAUAAAUGCGGACUGAUAAUGUUUUUAUGUUGGAGUGUUAAUAUCGGUAUACGAUUGUGCUGAUUGUAAGAAAUCUCACGGAUUCAUUUACUCGACUUUAUCAGAUUGACAUUUUCGAAAGAUUUACUUUCUUCUGUGACAGGAACAAAUACGAACAAGACAGACUGGAAACGUGUGUUGUGUUGAGAUAUCGUUCCACAUGGCUAUCCCAUAGAAUGGAUUAUACGUGCGUCUGUAGCGACGAAACAUUUCGGCACGCAGAGAUUUCCAAGGGAGCAUAGCGUGGAACGCCUAUACAGACUUCUGCCUGGAUCUACGAUACUUAAUAUUUCCUGUUUAUUGUGAUAACCUCUCAUCGAUAUGAAUACUGUUAGGAUGCCCUUCGUGCACAUUAAUGGUGGGCAAUGCUUAUUGAGAGAGCGAUAAUGUCCUCUUAUGGAAAACGAAGAUGAAACACGAUGUAGAGUUAUGGUUGGUUUCUGUGUGUGCCGUCCUUUGCAUGGUAUACAGUAUUGCGGCGGGAGCAGGCAAUGAGACGAUUGAGGAGUGCCUUAGGUCGACUAACUUUAACUUGACGGAUGAGCAGAGGCUUCUCACCAAGCUCAUGGCGUCUUACAACAAACAGACACGCCCAGUGUUUAAUGCGUCACAUCCGGUCAAGGUGAAAGUCGGACUGACGGUCACACAGAUAUUUGACGUGGACGAGAAAAAUCAGGUGGUCACAGUGAAUGUUUGGCUCGACCAGGAAUGGCAUGAUGAAAAGUUAUCGUGGAAUCCCGACGAUUACAACGGUCUGUCGGUGAUGCGGAUUCCGUGUAACAAUCUAUGGCUGCCAGACAUGGUCCUGUACAACAGUGCAUCAGAUUACAACGAAAAGUAUAUGGAAGCAUUAGCCAUGGUGUCACAUGACGGUAACGUGUUCUGGCCACCUAUCGUCAAACUCCGGAGCUCGUGCCAAAUGGAUAUAACCUACUUUCCAUUUGAUGAUCAGAUUUGUAAGAUGAAAAUGGGAUCAUGGGCGUACGACGGCUUUCAGGUUGAUGUCCUUAAUAGGUCUUCCAACAUCGACCUUACAAAUUAUGUAGAGAACGGAGAGUGGGAACUUAUCAAUACCAGCUCCGUUCGAAACGUUGUGACGUAUCCAUGUUGCCCCGAACCUUUUCCAGAUGUGACGUUUUCAAUCCACAUCCGGCGUCGAACAACCUACUAUUUGUAUAACGUCAUUAUUCCGUCGGUGAUGCUUUCGUCGCUCGCUCUGCUUGGAUUUUGGCUUCACCCGGACGGCGGGGAGAAAGUGACCCUAGGACUAACGGUUCUCCUUGCUUUGUCCGUCUUCAUGUUGCUUAUAGCAGAAAAUACCCCUGCUACCUCGUUCUAUGUUCCUCUUUUAGGUGUAUACCUGAUCACAACUAUGUCAUUCACAUCAUGUUCCGUCAUCGUUGCCGUUACAGUAUCGAAUAUCCAUGCCCGAGGAGCACGUGAUUUGAAAGUCCCGAAAGGCGUUAAGGCGUUCGUCAUUUGUAUGUCAAAAAUGUUGUGCAUGAAAUUAAGAUACAUCGAAACUGGAGAAUACCUUGGAGAAGUGAUUUCCGGAGGAUUACAGAAAACAAGCAAUGGAGACGUUGGUGGUACCAAUAGAGUCCAUUGUAGUGAGAAUUUGACAUCACUUCCUGGGUUCGAGGAACAGUCGAAUAUACAGAUUUCCACCAUGAACAGCCCGGAUGUUUACAGUGCGUCCAUUCUACAAGCUCUGCAGUGCCUUAUCGAGCAAAGCCACUCUCACGACGGAGAGGAGCUGAACAGACGACAAUGGGAAGAGGUCGCGUUCAUAGUCGAUCGAUUUUUCUUUUGGGCGUUCCUUCUGGGAAUGAUUUUGUCGUCUGUUUAUUUACUUGCUUUUUCACCGAUGUUGUUGAAGCAAAUAACUCUAUGAUAUAAAUUUGGAAAAACUUACAAGUUGAUUCGUGCGUGUCUUUCGACACUUGAACGCUCGUAUGAAACCAGUUGACUGUUUUGAAGCAAGAUUACUAGUUUAGACAUCUACACCAUCGAUUUUUGUGUCAAACAAAACAAGUGUAGUUGUGUUUUAAACCUGUAGGAUACAAUAUUGUUUGAACAGGAUUUGUUCUUUGUCAUCAGCACUGAUGGUCAGGACAAUCACGGAAAAGGAAAAUCUUGUAAGUUUAUUUUUAAAUACAAGGUUGAUUUUGUAUAUCCUAUGACAAAGAUGGAUAUUGAAUAUGAAUGCAAGUUCAGAAUUGGCUGGUGUGGUCGCUUUGAUUUACUCCGUGUAGCUGAAUCUUAUGUGUUUUUCUGCUGUAUUCGUUUUGUCGGAGACAGAAGCUAUAUUUUACAGUGUUAGUUUUAGUGGAAGAUUGGAUUAGUCCGAAAGCAUUUUAUGAUAUUUGAUUGUUGAUAAAUCUGUAUUCCAGCUGAUGAGAGCAUACUGCUGAGAUAGAAAUUAAACAGGAAAUUGAAACACUGUUAAAGCAGAAGUGUUUGGAUUUGAAAAAAGUGAAGUUUGGCUUUAAAUGUUUUUGGAUUUUGACAUUUUUGCGUUGUAAAUGCUUUUGCGUUAUUUUAUACAUGUAAAUGUUUCAGAGCGUGUCCAUAUGCUCACGGAUGCAUAUUGGCGAUGAUAUUGUAAACGUUAACUUUCGAAUAUUUUCACCAGCCAAAAAGCAUUAAAUUAUACAGUACAUAGAUCAAAAUAAUAUAUUUAAUCAUUAUAUUUCAUAAUUUUGUAUUGGUUGCAAAUUUGUAACAUAAGUGAGUGUUACAUGUAUGAUUUUCAUAAAUCCUAUAAGUUCAAAACAGAUUUCAAAAUUCGAAAUUAUUUCAAAUUGUUGAAGGUAUAUCAAGGUUUAGUUAGAAAUAUCUAUAAGUAAAGUUUUUGUAAGUAAUAUUAGUCAUGUUAAAACCGUGAUUAUCAAAUGACAAAUAUUUUGUAGUUAAAAAUAUUUUGAGAAUAUGAGAUGGAAGUUAUUUCAUCUACUUUCAAAAUGUUUUGUUAAAAAUAAGUUUAUUAUGCAUAUUUAUUUUGACGAAAAUAUUGGUUAAAUUAAAAGUAAAUAAGAUGUGACUUUGGUUACAUUCAUUUUUCACUGUCGAUGACACUUGGUAUCUUCAAACAGUGAUUUUUCAAUUGAAGUUGUCUUUUAAUUCACAUCCAACUCACAAUGAAAUCAAUGUAAUUGCACACAGUGAUAAGUGUUGCCCUUUACACAUGUGGUCUCUCAAUGGAGGUGGUCGUAUUAGCAGGUUUGAUUGUACAAUGAAAUAUUAUUAGAAUCUUUGUAAAUAUAUGUAACACUUAAAUACCGGUAAGUAUACUAAACAAGAUUUGAAAGACCGUCUAUAUCAUCGUCUAGUUUUUACUGGACAAAGAAAUAUCUUGAGAAAUUUACUGUUUUAGGUAAAUCAUUUUUUAUUUUUUUGUUGUAUUAAAUCCAUGAAUGAAAACAUCAAAAGGUGUGAAAGUAACCCUCACGGUUUUAUAGUUAAAUAUGUACCUUUCUAUAAAAUUGUACAGUUAUUGAAAUGAAAUUUAUUCUUAUAGAUUGUUCUGGACAGCGCCAAGCAUGAAUGAGUGUAUAUAUAUAAUGUAUAUAGCUAAAAUGUAACCAACACGUUAUCUGUGAUAGUUAUAUAUCUAUGGUAGUACCAAAAAGUGUGUCCAAACUAUUUGGGCGAAAUCAGAGUGAAAUUUCGUUUUGUUAGUUAACUAAUAAUCCGGACAUAUAUCAGCAUUUUUAAUUAUCCUCUAAACUUUUCGAUAUUCAGAUUUUGUAACGGAGAGACAGUGUUUCGAUCAGCUGAAUCAAUCAAUAAUGUCAUUAGUUCUUCAAAAGAUGAUUAUUUUAAACAUUUUUUUUUUUUAUUUUCAAAAUGAUAAACCAAACACAUUCAUCAACACCAAUUAUUUUCAACUUUUAUUAUUCAAAGUUCUUUAAAUGUUUUUCCUGAUGUUCAAUAAUACUUUACAACAAAUUGAUUUUAUCACGAGGAAGGCAUGUGAUUUCAGCUUUGUAAUAAAGCAUGGCAAAAAUAAUUUACUACUCUUACUUACAAUUGAAACUCACAUUUAUCUGAACUCUAAACACCGGUGAUACGCGCUCAAGGUAAGAAAUAUAAAGCUUUAUCAAUAUAAAAUCGACCAAAUAAUUAAAACAAAUUGUCGCAGUCUGAUCAUAUAUAUUUUUGUGAUUUUAGGACAAAAGAAAGACAAAAUUCUUUUUCAAUAAUACAAGACAAUAUUAUUGAUCAAAUUUGAUAAAUGAGUUUCCAUUGUAUCUCAAUCCUUUGAAUUGAAGACCGAUUAAAAGUUGUAACUUUUACCAGUUUUUUGUGUGUGUUUGAAACUGAAACAAUAUUGUGAUUAUUUUUUCACAUUUAUAGUUUUGGUAAAGUGUGCCCGUUUUAUAUUUUAUAUAUGAAUGUGUAUCAUAUCAAUAUGUCAUGUAAAAAGAACCAAUUAAAUUUCGUCAUGAUAUGGCUGUGAUAUGAUUUUUAAUUGGAAUAAAGGUAGGUUAUUAGUUUUUAUGUGUGCUAUUUUAAAAUUUUCAUUUGUAUUCAUAACAUUUUUUUAUCAUUAUUUUAAAUAUCCAUAGCAAAGGGACUUUAAGACGAACAUGCAUUUUAGUAUGCGGUUUUAUAAUAGAAAUGUACACAAUAUUAAUAAAAUUUAAAAAGAAAUUGGUGGUCGGUAAAACACAAGUCAACUUUUUUGCGUAAUUUGCAAAACGUCAACAGCGCUCAACAUUACCUCUUAAAUCAGCGAUUUUUUUAAAGGAUACAUGAAGUCAAGCCUCAUUUUCGCAUAAUAUUAUUUCGUCAUAAAGUCAAUUGAACUGGAAGAAGUUUAUUCGCAUAUACCAUUUAACGUCGCUUCUAUGUAUCAUCCAUUAGCUUAACUUAAUAUUCAAAUUACAUAUAUAUCAUUUGAAAGACAGAUAGUUUGUUUAUCAAUCAUGAUUCCCUUUUUUUCAAUCAAGUUUUCUUAAAAUGGUGGCUUAUAGACAUUGCAUUCUUAGUAAUCAUAAAUUUUCGUUGGGCUUGAAUAUAGUAGAGUUGACAAUAUAUGCUGAUUUUUUCUUCGUCGUAGCAUGAUUUGAAGCCUUGCCAAAAGUGUCGACACUAAUAUACAUAUGUACCAACAUCUUAAUUUGUAGUUGUUUACAUACAAACAUUUUGAUGUACGCAUCAAAUUGCUGUAAAAAGUGUCAGGAAAUCAACGAAAAUAAAUAACCACGAAUAUUUAUGAUUCACCAAUACUCAUUUUAAUCACAAUAGUAAAUUUGUUAUCACAAUGUAAAAUACAAAACGAAUCAAAAUAUAUAACAAAAAUGAGUUAUGUUUUGGCGUAUACAAUGUACUUCCGUAUCCUUAGUUGCUUGAUGGUUGUAUUAAAUGAAAUAAUGAUUAAUAAUA